Messenger RNA from Pomacea canaliculata, 3433 nucleotides. RefSeq names its product kelch-like protein 23. The transcript is spliced from 3 exons. NCBI's taxonomy places the organism in Eukaryota, Metazoa, Mollusca, Gastropoda, Architaenioglossa, Ampullariidae. Gene Ontology annotation, molecular function: protein binding. Bases 855 to 2564 code for a protein of 569 amino acids. The record is from RefSeq and is a predicted model, not a curated record.
CCAGAACCGGGUCUGAUGGCGUAGUGUAGUUGUGGCCCUAUGCUCCACUGAGGGUGAAUAGGACCAAGAAGAAGAAGAAUUGUUUUUGUAGAUAUUUGUUGUCUAUGUGCUUGCUUUCAUAGCCUUAUUAUUUUUCUUUCGUGUAUAUUUAUCAUAAGCUUUUUUUUCACUCUUAAUCUUCACUGCUGUAUCUGUGUACACCCACUGAACCUUGCUCUUGUUGUGACAGUACUUCUUUGUUGGAAUGCAGGUAUUAGAGGCCUUGAUUAAUUUAUAAUUUUCAUGUCCAUCAAAUCUGGACAGACAAGAAAGAAAUAAAAGACAGAAGGUGGAUGGAUUUUAUGAACAGAAUCCUGUUGUUGGUCCUCCAGUUAGUACCAGCCAACUUUUCAUGAAAGAUGGUCUCCUGGUAACUCUUCUAUUCAUCUGUUGAAUACAUGGGACCCAUGUCAGCUUUCAAGUUUAAUACACAGUUUGAUGGCUGUAUCUAUUACUGCUGGAAGAAAACACAUAAAAUUAUCACUUAUUCAAUGACAAUGGAUAUUCUUCUCGCUCAAAAUGAAUCAUGUCUGACCUAAUGACACCAUGAAGUGACAAAGCCUAGUUUGGAUUUUUGCUUACAUUUUGCAACAGUGUUUUUAUCUGGUCCAUAAAGGAAAAAAUAUUAGAAUUUUAUACUUCUGAAGAUAAAUAUUUUGGAAUAGUGUUCAAUUGCCAUUACUCAUAUUUUCUCUUUUUUCUGUUUUUUUAAGACAAAAGUUUGAUCAGAUAAAAGUGCAUAUUCUAAGCAUCAUCUUGGUGGUUGUACCUAUACAAUUUCAAAUGACUCUUGUAGAUAUCUUAAAGGCAUAAGAAUGGAGUGGAAAGCAAAAAUAGCUACAUCUGUUCUAGAUGGAUUUCGUCAGUGUUACUCUCAAGAUUUAUUUACUGACAUUGAAAUUGAAGUAAGUAAAGCAAUUUUUAAGUGUCAUAAAAUUUUUUUGUGUGCAAUUUCAGAUUUUUUUCAUGCAAUGUUCACAUCUGGAAUGCGUGAAAGUGUAAAUGAUAGAAUACAGUUGUCAGGGCUAUCAUCUGCAACAUUUAGGGAUGUUUUGACAUUUUACUAUAAUGGAGAUGAUAGUGUCAUCACACAUGACACAGUAGAAGAGCUCCUGCAUGCUUCUGGUUUGCUGCAGCUGACAUGUUUGCAAACAAGAUGUGAAGCAUAUUAUGCCAACCACUUUGUCCCAGAAAAUGCCAUUGGAAUAUGGAAGCUUGCAACAUGCCAUGGAUGCAUGCAAUUACAACAGUUGUCAAAGAAGUUUAUUUUAAACAACUUCACAGCAGUUAGUCAGGAAGCAGAAUUUCUUACUCUUGAGGCAGACAUGCUGGUGGAACUGUUGAAUGACAGUGACUUGAAAAUUUCUAGUGAGGAUAUUGUGUGCCUUGCUGCAAUUAAGUGGAUCAAGCAUGAUUUGACAGGACGUUCUCAACAUUUAGAGGUAAUUGUAUCUAGUUUAUGUCUGAACCUGUUGUCUCCAAACUGCUUUUCUAACUUAGUGGCCUUUGCUAAGUUUACCUGUGCCUCGUGUUCAUCGCUUCUGCAGGACUGUCUGGAACGGUGUCAUCUCUCUCGGCUGCAGCAAGGAACUUCUGAGGUCACCAGUGGAAGGUGCUGUAGAAACUACGAAGAAAUGUUAGUAGUUCUUGGUGUGCAUAAGGCAACUAAAAUGUUGCCUUCAGUCCACGCUUACAGUUUUUACUUAUGCCAAUGGUUUAAGUUGGAUCCUCUGCCUUUUGAUCCAGGUGUAGGAUAUGCUACUUGUGUGAAAGAUAGUACAAUCUAUAUAUCUGGCAUUUCACUGCGAAAAGGUUAUAUGUUAAAGUAUGAUGGAAAUGAUAACUACUGGAUAGAAGUUUCAGAAAUGCCUGAUCAGCGGCGCUAUCAUGAAAUGGUAGUGCUUGAUAAUUUUGUCUAUGCAGUAGGUGGAUGCAACAAACGUGAUGGUGCUUUUAGUGUCAUCAAUCGCUACAGCAUAGCAGAAGAUUGUUGGAAGUCUGUAGGUCACCUUCAGAUGGGUGUCUACUCUGCAUCAGCCACAGCCAUUGGAGACAUUAUUUUUGUCUUUGGAGGGAGAGCUCAUGGCAGCAUUCGCAGACAUGAAAUUCAAGCAUACAAUACAAAUACUAAUGUUGCUACAGUAAUUAGUUCCUUUGCUUCACCUGUAACUGAGAGUCGAGCAUUGAGUGUAGGUUGUGAAGCAUUUGUUGCACUUACAAAUGGAACAGUUCUGAAAGUUUCAGAGGAUGGUAAUAUUUAUUCUCAUGCCACCAUUGCAAACUUUGAUCGAUACAAUUUUGGAUUUGUUAAAAAGAUGAAUUCCAUCAUGGUUGUUGGUGGUGAAACUCGGUAUCCAUCAGGAUGUGGGUCUGGUCAUUUUGUGGACUUAAUCCAGAUUGAUCUGGAUUCUGGUAAAACUUUUGUGAUGAAAGACCAUAUGUUUGCUUCAGCAAGUGCUGUCUGCUGCUGCAUGGUCAUUCUACAUAGAACAGCUUUCCCUAAAAUGAUACAGCCUCAUUUGUAGUCCCAACUACCAAAUUUAUCUUUGUCAUAAAAACCCCAUAUUAUUUAAGUGCAUAAACCAGCGUUUAUGUACAGAUUUAUAGUGGUAUAGUGUUGUGUUUGACAUUUUCCCCCAAUUUCAUAUAUUGUACAAAUGUUCUAAUUAAACUGAUGUGGCAUUUUACUUUACUUAUAUUAAUAACUAACCAGGGUUCCUUGCAUUGCUCACGUUGAUUUUUGUUUCUGAGCUAGAACUUGAAUUUUAUUGUCAACUUUAUAUCUACCAAUUUAUUUGAGUCAAGCUUAUUCUCUUUAAUGUUUGCAUGCAUGACAUAAGUGUAGCAGAAUCAGUAAAUAUUCUUGCACUUGCCAUGUAACUUGCACUCUCUCUUUUGCUUGCUCCCUCCCCUCCCUACCUCUCUGUUUUUUUCUCUCAUGGGGUCCCCUCUCAAAUAACUGCAUCAAAAUUUGCUCUGCAUAUUAAAGUUAUACUGCAGUUUUAUCUGUGUAGUAGAUGGUUUAUUUUUCCUUUUAGUUCACUGGUGACAUCUUAAUAUGGAAAAAAUAAACAUGCUCUGGAGCAACAUAAUGAACCAAACAAAGUUCAUGAUCUUUUCCUAAAUGAAAGAGUAUUCCUAUAAAAUUUAAUCAUGAUAAGAUAAAGGGUGUGAAUUUCAUAGGUUUCAACCAUAACCACAAAUAGUGCCGCACUGAGCUUUAUUCAUAAAAUAAAAUGUAUGUGUGCACAGAUACAUUGUAAUGUUUGUAGUGGGUUUUUUAAAUUGUUUUUUACUUGCUUUCUUUGUGUAUGUGGAUGUAUUUGUGCCUAUGCACUUAUGUACACAUGCAUGUAUGAAUGUGAAUAAAAAUGUGAUGUGGAGGCAUCUUUCA